AUGUUGAUCAGGAUCAGAUCGAAAGACGGCAACUUUCGUUAUGACUUCUCCCCAGAUGAUGACAUUUCCAAAUUGUUGGAAAAGAUUUUAGAGACAUCAACCGAUCCCGAUGUUUCCAGUAUAACAAUAUCAAAUCAACCUCGAGGAAAUGAAGUCAAGAUCUCUGCUUUGAAGGGCCAGACGUUGAAAAAAUUGGGUCUCAACCAUGGCGAUCUUGUCUUUGUAUCGUACAAACCGAAAUCGGAAAGCAAUGAUGCUACGCCCGCUCCCUCUACGUCAGCUGCGACGUCGAGUACGGGCGCCGCAAAAGAAAGUGCGAAACGUCCCUGGGAGCUCGUGCAAGAGGAUCCUGUGGAUACCUACUGGAGAUCUACAUCAGGCAAAAUUCCCCGGCAGCGAGAUUCACGAUUCUGCAAACACGCAUUGAACGGGAUGUGUGAUUAUUGCAUGCCCUUGGAACCUUACGAUGCCGCAUACCACAAGGAACACUCUAUUAAGCAUCUAUCGUAUCAUGCAUAUUUGCAGAAGAUUACGCCAAAACCAUCGGCAUCCGCUGCAUCCCAAUUGCCUCCUUUGAACCCACUUUCGUACAAAGUCAAAGUGCCAUGUCCGACUGCCACACAUCCUCCGUGGCCCGCAGGCAUCUGUACUGCGUGCCAACCUUCUUCGAUAACCCUGCAGUCGCAGCCGUUUCGAAUGGUUGAUCACCUGGAGAUAGCGUCAUUGGAGAUCAUCGAUCGGUUCCUUCAAGCGUGGAGAAAGACUGGUCUUCAGCGCUUUGGAUGGUUGAUAGGUCGCUAUGAACCAUAUGACAAGGUUCCGAUGGGCGUCAAGGCCGUAGUGGAAGCUAUCUACGAACCACCUCAGCAAGGAGAAAUUGAUGGACUGACUCUGGGCUGGCCAUGGGAGGAAGAAACACGUAUUCGUCAACUAGCAAGUGAGGCGUCGACGCCUCUCUCAGUCGUCGGAUACAUCUUCACGGACUUGGAUCCAACUCCCGAGGAUCGUACCAAGAACGUGUAUAAGCGGCACCCCCAAUCAUUCUACCUGUCAUCUUUGGAGGCUAUUUUUGCGGCGACUGUGCAGAAGAGCAACCCGACGGCCAGUAAAUCGUCUCCCACUGGACAGUACGCGUCACGACUUGUUACGGCUGUCCUAACAGCCACUGAGGAUGGGCAAGUCGACGUGUCUGCGUAUCAAGUCUCUGAGCAAGCUGUGGCUAUGGUUGAGGCGGAUAUGAUUGAGGCAAGCGUAGACCCAGGCAUCGUUCGUGUGAAGGAAGAAGACAGGACGAACGAUUCAGCAAGAUACGUUCCUGAUGUUUUCUUCUCGUACCGGAACGAGUACAACCUUGAAGUGAAGAAAAGCGCCAAACCUUGUUUCCCGGUUGAAUAUCUUUUGGUGAAUGUUACGCAUGGUUUCCCACAAAACCCGUCACCGAUCUUCCAGUCUACUGCAUUUGCCAUUGAAAACAGACCUGGAUUGGAAAACCAAAGUCUCGAGACUGCCAUGUCGGCGCUUAACAGACUGGAAGCGCCAUCAUUGUAUCCAGGAAGCGAAAGCUAUAAAAAGAUCGAACUGGCGAAAUGGCUGAGCGACUGGCACUUUGUCGCGUUCCUGCAAACCACUCAAUUGUUUUCCAAUGAUGAUAUUAAGGUUUUAAUGCGUACUAUCACGUCACCUACACUCCUGGAGGACGCCAAGAAUAUCGAUCCUGUUUUGGAGACUGAAGGAUGGCAUACCUUGAUGACGUUCACCCGGGAAAGUGCUCCUGCUCGACGGAGUAGUUCUGGUCCCAGCGCAAGUGGUGCCGACAGAAUGGACGACGACGAUAUCCCCCCGGAAGUGUACGACCAGAUCGCAGCAGACGAUGCGGCACGCGCGGCAGCAGCAGCAGCUGCAUCCGGCGACUCAAGUGCAGGCGGGUCGUCGAAUAUUCAGAUUUGCCCGCAUUGCACGUUCGAAAACGACCAUGGCGGGGACUGUGAUGUCUGUGGACUGCCUCUAGCGUGA
Messenger RNA from Psilocybe cubensis, 2013 nucleotides. RefSeq lists its product as uncharacterized. Gene Ontology annotation, cellular component: nucleus. The transcript has 7 exons. The record is from RefSeq and is a predicted model, not a curated record. Gene Ontology annotation, molecular function: ubiquitin binding; ubiquitin protein ligase binding. The coding region runs from base 1 to 2013 and encodes 670 amino acids. Lineage: Eukaryota; Fungi; Basidiomycota; Agaricomycetes; Agaricales; Agrocybaceae. Gene Ontology annotation, biological process: ubiquitin-dependent protein catabolic process.